UUUCUCGUGGCUGGGAUUCGAAGCCUUCCCAACCGCCAUCCUCGCGGGUACCAUUCCGAGGUACGGCAAGGGGGCGUGGCUAUCAGCAGUAACCAUGCCUCCUCUCUCCCCAUUGGCUGUGCGUCGCCUGCGUCCGUCCCUUUCUGCUCUCCCCCUCGCCCCCGGCGCACGUCUCUUCCGUUCCGGCGUCGCUUCGCUUGCGGCCUGCUCAAGAUGCUUCAUCUGUUGUCAGAAGCUGUUUAGUCAACAGUCCUUCUGUUCUUAUUUCACUUUUCGGUAAUGAAGAGUCCAUCUAAUAAGCUGAAAGACCUGAUUAUAUAAUCAUACGGCAGAACACAGUUAAAAGUGGUGUACCAAGUGGGGUUUUUUUUAAUCUGACUGAAGCAAAAUGAAUGAGCAUCCGAAGAAGAGAAAAAGGAAAACUCUACAUCCUUCCCGUUAUUCAGAUUCUUCUGGGGCCCCAAAAUAUAUAGACAAUAGUGGCAUAUUUUCUGACCAUUGUUACAGUGUGUGUUCCAUGAAACAGCUUUCUGAUAAUCGAGGGAGAUUUUAUAAUACAGUGCACACCCCAGAUACUGAUGAGGAUGGGAGCCCAGAGUAUGCUCCCUGGAGUGGGACCCAGAAUAAUGUCAUGGGGUCAUCCUUCAUGGAUCCUAAAAAGAAAGAUAAACCCUCCAACAAUGGGAUUUUUAAAGAAAGGUGUGACUCACCUCUAUUCAGCGACAGCUUAACCGAAGAGGAGAAACCACUGGACAUUCAGACGGUAGAAAUUUCCACCACAGAAGUCCAGGCUGUGGAGGUUCAUGACAUAGAAACACAGACCAUUUCUCCAGAGAAGCUGGAAGCAGAGGAGGCUGUGGAAAUCCCAGUGGAAAGCUGCAAAGUGCAUGAAAAGAAUCCCUCUUUGAACAUUACUAUUCAGCCGAAAUGGCCUUUGCUGAGGGCCAACAGCAGUGGUUUAUACAAAUGCGACCGGUGCACAUUCAACAGCAAGUACUUUUCAGAUCUAAAGCAGCACAUUGUUCUGAAGCACAAGACGUGCUCAGAGGGCAAUAUCUGCCAAGUGUGUAAGGAGAGUUUCUCCUCCAAAAAGGGGCUUAUUGAACACUUAAAAGUUCACGAGGAAGACCCUUACAUUUGCAAAUACUGUGAUUACAAAACAGUAAUGUUUGAAAAUCUGAGCCAACACAUUGCGGACACUCACUUCAGCGACCACCUCUACUGGUGCGAGCAAUGUGAUGUCCAGUUCUCCUCCAGCAGCGAGCUGUACCUCCAUUUCCAGGAGCACAGCUGCGAUGAGCAGUACCUCUGCCAGUUCUGUGAGCAUGAAACCAGUGACCCAGAGGACCUGCACAGCCAUGUGGUGAAUGAACACGCAGGGCGGUUGAUCGAGCUGAGCGACAGCUACCACAGCCGGCAGCAACAAGGGCAGUACAGCCUGGUCAACAAAAUCAGCUUUGACAAGUGCAAGAACUUCUUCGUGUGCCAACUCUGCGGCUUCCGCAGCAGGCUUCACACCAAUGUCAACCGCCACGUGGCGAUCGAGCACACCAAAAUAUUCCCACACGUGUGCGACGACUGCGGGAAGGGCUUUUCUGGUAUGUUGGAAUACUGCAAACAUUUGAACACUCAUAUGUCUGAAAGGAUUUAUUUGUGUCAGUAUUGUGAGUAUUCCACAGGGCAGAUUGGAGACCUCAAAAUUCACCUGGACUUCCGACAUUCAGCUGAGCUGCCUCAUAAGUGCACCGAAUGCUUGAUGAGGUUUGGCAAUGAAAAAGACCUUUUACGUCACCUUCAGGUGCAUGAAAAUGCUUGAUUGUUAUAGUAGUGCAUUUUUGCCUUCAAGUAAUUCAGAAUAUUAGAACUUGUGAUGUAAUUUCGACAUAUGUUAUCCUAAAGUCAAACUGCAAAUGAAUCGUUCCUUAUGUCACUGGGAGAAAGUCACUUUAGGUACAGCCACAGUUAUAACGUUGCUAUACUUGUGUUUAAUAAUAAAAUGGAAAUCAUUACAUUCAUAGUAUUGUGGUAUCAUGGGGUUAAUGUAAAGUGGUAGAUGUGAACACCCACAUGUGCAGACACAUAGCGUCCUUGACAUUUUCAGGCCUUUCGCAGAUUGUUCAAGCUGUACGAGACUUCAAGCUCAACAGAUUGUUUCAUCUCUACAAAUUUUGGAUUCAUGGAUCAGGUUUUCUGGAAAAAAGCAGAAACUAUUUGUAUUUUUGCUGUAUGUCAAUCUAUUAUUGUGAUGUUGAUUUCUGAAGACAACCUAUUAUAAUGUGCUUUGAUUACCUAUGAAGGGAAAUAAAAAUAAAUGUCCUCAAAAA
This is a messenger RNA of Anolis sagrei ordinatus, 2324 nucleotides long. RefSeq names its product zinc finger protein 639 (gene ZNF639). The record is from RefSeq and is a predicted model, not a curated record. NCBI's taxonomy places the organism in Eukaryota, Metazoa, Chordata, Lepidosauria, Squamata, Anolidae. Gene Ontology annotation, molecular function: DNA-binding transcription factor activity, RNA polymerase II-specific; RNA polymerase II transcription regulatory region sequence-specific DNA binding. Gene Ontology annotation, biological process: regulation of transcription by RNA polymerase II.